Molecule: messenger RNA, 5216 nt
Organism: Chionomys nivalis (European snow vole)
Lineage: Eukaryota; Metazoa; Chordata; Mammalia; Rodentia; Cricetidae
Gene: Slc68a1
Product: major facilitator superfamily domain containing 13A
Exons: 9
Coding region: 3197-4747 (516 amino acids)
Source: RefSeq, a predicted model, not a curated record
CGGGAAGAGGGGGCAGGAACCUACCGGACCUACAAACGACAAGCCCGAGGGUGGGGCGGGAUGCUUUGCGGUGUGAGAAUCUUUGAGAUAAUUUGCGGGGUUCUUUGUGGAAUCAGAUUGUGGAUUGGGAAAUUCUGGGAUCAGGAGGAGUUGUGUUCAAGGGGUAAGCGUAGAAUCCCUGCAGAAAGGCUCUGUUGGGGUAAGGAGAGGGAUGCAAUGUCCAGGGUGUCCCCUGAAGAAUCUGAGUUCGUGGAUGCGAUGGUUCAGGCCGGGAUCCACUCACUGACCUGAUGGCCCUUAACCCCGGUGGCACAUUUGGGAAGCCUGAAAAAAUUAUGGUGGGCAUCACCUCCAGAGACCCCAAUUUAGUGGUCUGGGUAAGGCCUGAGCCUUGGUGUUUGAGAAUCAAAAAUCAGGUGAUUUUAACAUGCAAACGUGACGAAAACCACUACACGUAUUUCUGAGUAAAAACCUCCCGGUUGAUGCCCAGUUCCUCAGGGACUUAAGUGUUCUGUGACUCUGAGGUGAAUCGGUGACUUUCGUGCCACAGUAGAAUUCUGUGAAGGAGGGAGAAAGUCCCUCUCGCAAUGGGUGGAAGCCCCAUUUCCUGCCCGAGGAGUGUCAACCUGCUAUUAUGGGGGAGAGAACAGGUCCCCGCUGCAGCUCUCCUAGGGCUUCCCUGGCCGGGCUGUGAAGAUGCCAAACACGUGUGAAACAAGGAGAUAGCAAUCCAGUCAGCUGCUCGCUGAGAAAAUGGCAUGCCUCCUGUUUGCUUUGCUAUUAUGCCUCGAACUUCCACCUGUUCAUUUGAUAGUCCUUCCAGGACAGGCAGGAAAUAGAUUUGCUCUCUCCGCUCCACAGAUGUGGGGAUAAACUCCGACGUCUAGUUGGUGGUAAUGUUCAGCCUUGACCUAGUACAGCGAAUACCACCUUACUUAGUAGCUUCCCCCCACCCCCCUGCUGUGGUCACUACAGACUCUGGCCAGAACUUCCCAGAGAAGACACAGCCACCCUCCUGUCCAUAUUCCAGGCUAGCCUGGUUUCCUCCCCCAAUUCCCUUAGAGACCCCUACCUGGGCUCACCAGGGCUUGCUGGAAGUUGUGGUCCUUCCUGUCCUCAUCUCCCAGGAACCUUGGGGCGUGAACUGCCAGGGAAGGGAUUGGCCAGUCGCCAGAGGGCUUCUAAAACAGAAAUGCUUCUGUGGUCUCUUACCGUACUCAGUUGGUGCCAUCGUCUUGAUAGAAUCUUUUGGAGGCUUACCAAAGGCCUUCUAUCUAGUCUGGCCUCUUUUACUGCCGGGACCAUGUUCUGCCCAUAUUGUUUUCUUAGCAUGGUGUUGUGCCCUUGGAGAAAGUGUAAAAAAUGUUUCAACGCUCCCCUCUGUAUAGCUGCAGCCUUGGUCCGCAUGUAUCUCUCAGAGGGACAGUGCCUGCUCCAGGUUGCUGUUUUUCUAGUUCCCAUAGUCAGCCAGAACACCCAGUGUGGGCUCUGGGAGUUUUCCAGUGACUGCCCUCUCUAAGGCAGAGGACACCCGCAUCCGCCUUUUAGGGACAAUGGACUAAGCAGGCAUUAAUUGAGCACUUGCUGUGUGGUAGAGGAGCUUGGGAGGACCGCGGUGAGAUUGGCCUAGCCUUGCCCUUAAGGAGCUUGUGGGCUGGGGGAGAUAAGGAAACCGAGGUACUUGAAAAGGUGGCUGAGCCUGGAGGUGAAGACCUGGCCUGGGCACCAACUGAGCAGGAUUCCGCCAGACUGUGGAAAGGGUGCUUGGUGACGUGAGAAGUGUUGAGGUCUGAAGUCAAAACUGAUUUUGAGCCGUGUCUCCGGCACCUCAUAGCUUGUGACUGUGAGCCAAUUAUUUAACCUCGGACUUCAGAGCCUUGGUUGCUUCUAUAAAAUGUGGAUGGGAAUAGUAACUGCCCUGCGAAGGAGUCGCUGUAGUGGACGUGGAAGCCAGGCCCAUCCUAAAUGUCCGCACACAGGGGAAGGCAGGGGAUACUGCAGGCAGCGAGAUACAUCCAUGCUGAAUACUGCAACGCAGUUCAGCUGAGUGUGGGGGUAUAAACCUGUUAUCCAGCACGGGGGAAGCUGAGGCAGGAGAAUUGCCACAAGUUUGAGACCAGCCAGGUCAUCACAUGUUACAUAGUGAAAUCCUACCUCAAAUAAACAACAAAAGACUUUAGUUACAUACUUGUCAGAGGGAUACCUAACUGGUCCCUAACUGAUUUUUUAAAAAGAAAACAUUUUAUGUAUGUAUGUGUGUGUGUGUGUGUGUGUGUGUGUGUAUGUGUAUGUAUGUAUAUAUAUACAUAUACAUAUAUAUGUUGUUGGUUGUUUUACUCUUUUUACUCUUUUGGGUCUUUGGAGGCCCAUCACUCAACUCCCAAAUAAAUCACACACAAAGUCUUUGUAAUGGUCUGUCCUGUCCCUUUAAGAGACAAACCCUGGGGCUGGAGAGAUGGCUCAGUGGUUAAGAGCAUUGACUGCUCUUCCAGAGGUCCUGAGUUCAAUUCCCAGCAACCACAUGGUGGCUCACAACCACCGGUAAUAAGAUCUGGUGCCAACUUCUGUCUGCAGGGACAUGCAGGCAGACCAUUAUAUAUAUAAUAAAUAAAUAAACCUUUAAAAAAAAAAGAGACAAACCCUGCCAACUCCCCACACACACUGCCACCACACCCACCACCCCACUGAGGCAGGCAGAUCACCCUUCUUUCCUGCAGUCCUAGCCUCUCCCCCCUGCUCUCUCUUCCUUCCUCCCUCUCUCUCUCUCUGUUUCUUUCCUUGCCCCCCUUCUCCCUCUCUCUUCCCUUCCAUAACCCACUAAAUAAAUAUCCAACCUCACUCUGUAUGGCUUGCCCAUCCAUCCGUCCCUUACCUGCCUGCUGCAGCUCCUCGUGAGACAGAGCUGCUCUGUCUCUCACCUGUUGUUUGCCGUCAUGCCUGUCCCAAGAACAUUUUGUUGUUGUUGUUGUCAAGAUUUAUUUAGCUUAGUGGUGGUGGCGCAUGCCCUUAAUCUAAGCUUUUAUGUCUCUCAAUUUUAUGUAUUUUAUCUCUCUUUCGAGGUCUUUGAAGAAUUUUGCUGGAAUUUUGAUGGGCAUUGCAUUGAAUCUGUAAAUUGCUUUUGAGACGAGCAUGAUCCCACUGCCAACGUCUGUGAGCCCUCCUCGGUGCUCCUGGGGCUGAGGCUUGGCCAGCAGCCAUGAGGCUAGACUGGCCCCAAGCCUGGUUGUUGGGCCUGCCCACAGCCGUGGUAUAUGGUUCCUUGGCCCUCUUCACCUCCGUCCUGCAUAAUGUGUUCCUGCUGUACUACGUGGAUACGUUUGUCUCGGUGUAUAAGAUCAACAAACUGUCCUUCUGGAUUGGAGAGACUGUAUUCCUCCUCUGGAACAGCUUCAACGAUCCCCUCUUUGGCUGGCUCAGUGACCACAAGUUCCUCAGCUCCCAGCGCCGGUGGGGAGCCGGGCUCUCCUCCAGAGACGUGGUGCUGACCCGGGUGAGGGCUCUGAGCUGGCACGGGCCCUUGCUGGCAUUGUCAUUCCUGGCCUUCUGGGUGCCCUGGGCCCCUGCUGGCUUGCAGUUCUUACUGUGCUUGUGUCUCUAUGACGGCUUCCUGACCCUCGUGGACCUCCACCACCAUGCCUUGCUGGCCGACCUGGCUCUCUCUGCCCACGACCGCACCCACCUCAACUUUUACUGCUCCCUCUUCAGUGCGGCUGGCUCCAUGUCUGUCUUUGCCUCCUACGCCUUUUGGAACAAGGAGGACUUCUCCUCCUUCCGUGCCUUCUGUGUGGUACUAGCUGCUGGCUCUGGCCUGGGCUUCCUGGGGGCCACACAAUUGUUGAGGCAGCGGAUUGAGACCACCAGAAGGGACAUUGGGUACUCAGCCAUGGUCGUGGAUAGCGGCGUAUGUGAGGAAGAGCCUCUGGUGGGUGGUGAGGAAGCGGGCAGCAUCACCUUGGGCCAGUACCUCCGGCAACUGGCACGCCACCAAAACUUCCUGUGGUUCGUGGGCAUGGACCUGGUACAGGUGUUUCACUGCCAUUUCAACAGUAACUUCUUCCCUCUCUUCCUGGAGCACUUGUUGUCUGACCACAUCUCCCUCUCGACAGGCUCCUUCCUGUUGGGCAUCUCCUAUGUUGCUCCUCAUCUCAACAACCUCUACUUCCUGCCCCUGUGCCGGCGCUGGGGUGUCUACGCUGUGGUGCGUGGCCUCUUCCUGCUCAAGCUGGGCCUUAGCCUCCUCAUGCUGCUGGCUGGCCCGGACCGCCCCGGCCUGCUUUGCUUCUUCAUUGCCAGCAACCGUGUCUUCACUGAGGGCACCUGUAAGCUGCUGACCCUUGUGGUCACUGACCUAGUGGAUGAGGACCUGGUGCUGAACCACCGGAAACAGGCAGCCUCGGCUCUCCUCUUCGGUAUGGUUGCCCUGGUGACCAAACCUGGCCAGACCUUUGCCCCACUGCUGGGCACCUGGCUCCUCUGCUUCUACACAGGUCAUGACCUUUUUCAGCAGUCCCCAGUGAUCGUGGGGAGUGUCCAGCCGAGGCCAGAGCCCCCAGCCCCGGCCCCAGCGCAGGCUGCCACACUCCGCCAGGGCUGCUUCUACCUGCUAGUGCUGGUACCCAUCACCUGCGCGUUGCUGCAGCUCUUCACCUGGUCCCAGUUCACGCUGCACGGGAGACGCCUCCGCAUGGUCAAGGCCCAGCGCCAGAACCUAGCACAGAUCCGAACGCUGGACAUUAAGAUGGUGUGAGAGCGGUUGCAAAGCCACUCUGCUGAGGUCCUUGCCCCAGUCCCAGCAGGAACCUCUCUUGCCGGCCGGCAUCCUACUUCACCUUCGCUGGGUGCAGCUCAGAGAGCAGGUGGCUGGGGCCGCUCCUGGGGAGGUCUGCCCUUCGCUAGCUGGCUGAUUGAGCUCGGGCAAGGGCUGGAUUGUAUGUGCUCAGGAACUGAGGCUCUUGUGGGACAAGAAGGAAGGAGGACCAGAAAGGGCAGGGCGGAGUGUGGUGCACAAGGAGGUGCUGGGGUACUGGAGCUGGCAACUUGGUGGGUUCAGGAACUUCUGAGACUGUAACUCCUUUUGCCCACUUAGGCGAAGCUGACUGAAAUGCUCCUUGCCUCUCCUCCGAGGCUUCUCUGCUUCAGUCGGAAGUAGCAUGGCCUCUGUGCUGUGGGCUCCCUAAAGCCCAGCAGGCCUCCAAAAGUAAAGCCAGUCAUUCCUA